Molecule: messenger RNA, 1495 nt
Organism: Olea europaea var. sylvestris
Lineage: Eukaryota; Viridiplantae; Streptophyta; Magnoliopsida; Lamiales; Oleaceae
Product: cytochrome P450 93A3-like
Exons: 2
Coding region: 526-1323 (265 amino acids)
Cellular component (GO): membrane
Molecular function (GO): iron ion binding; oxidoreductase activity, acting on paired donors, with incorporation or reduction of molecular oxygen, NAD(P)H as one donor, and incorporation of one atom of oxygen; heme binding
Source: RefSeq, a predicted model, not a curated record
UACUAACCUGGGACCAACAGUCUCUAGUGGCGACAUAGCCCAGGAAAUAUUCAAAACCCAAGAUAUUAAAUUUGCAGCCAGACCAGAAUUUGGUGGAUCGGAUUAUCAAAUUUACAAAGACAACUUAUUUUCGACUUUGGAUUAUGGAAAACAAUGGAGUUUCUUGAAGAAAAUAUGCAUGACUGAAAUUCUUUCGAAUCAACAGAUUCAUCGAUUUGCUGAUCUUAGAAAGGCAGAGAUGAUGAAUUUAUUGAAGGUUAUUGCAAAGUAUUCAGAGACUGGUGAGGGUUGUGAUGUUGGACUCGAGUUUAUGGCGCUGAUGGACAAUGUGAUUAGCACGAUGGUAAUGAGCACCAGGUGUGCGACAAAUGUCGAUGAGACUGCACAGAUUAGGGAAAUAGCAAGGGGAAUAACUCAACUUUCGGGCUUGCUGAGUCUGGGAGAAGCAUUUCCUUUGUUGAAAUGGUAUGAUAUUUUUAGGGCUGGAAGAAAGGCGAAAUCCCUUCUGCUGGAUUCGAUGCUUUAAUGGAUGGAAUUAUAUCGAAACAUGAGAUCGAUAUUCGUGAUGGAAAACGAGAGAGGAUGGAUAUGAUGGAUAUUCUCUUGCGUAUUUCAGAAGAUAAAACUUCAGAUCUGAAGCUUACUAAAGCUGAUAUCAAGGGCCUUUUCCUGGAUCUUUUCUUGGGAAGUACUGAGGAAACAAGUGUAGCCUUACAAUGGGCACUUGCAGAACUCCUCAAUCAUCCAAAGGCCUUAAAGAAACUUCAAGAUGAGAUUGACACGACUGUGGGGUUAAAGAGGCUAGUCGAAGAAUCAGACAUCCCAAAUCUUCCAUACUUGCGUGCUGUCAUCAAAGAAACUCUACGGCUGCACCCUUCAUUGCCCUUGGUGUUCAGAAAAUGCCGGGAGGACAGCAAGAUCAAUGGUUUCCCCAUAGCUAAAAAUUCGAGGAUUGCAAUAAAUCUAUAUGCGACCAAUCGCGAUCCAAAAGUUUGGGAAGAUGCUGCAGAAUUUGAGCCAGAGAGGUUCUUGAUCAAUGCUAUAAACACGAUUGGACUUGCUGAUGAAGAGGAUAUGAAAGGGCAAAACUUCAGUUAUGUGCCGUUUGGAGGCGGAAGGAGAGGUUGCCCCGGAGCUAACCUAGCUACUUCUGCGUUGCAUAUAACACUUGCAGCGUUAAUCCAAUGUUUCCACUGGAAAAUAAAAGGAGCCGAAAAGGUCAAUAUGGAAGAGGGAGCAGGAUUUUCUGUACCAAUGGCACACCCUUUGGUCUGUUAUCCUAUUUCACGUGUUAAUCUUUCAGAUAUCCUUCUGAUUAACUAGUUGACAUGGUUAUCAAACCAUGGUAUUGCAAUUUUUAGUCCUUUAUGCCAAGAAUUUCCACUUGUAAUAGGAGAUGAUGAAUGUUUCUUUUCAAGAUAGAAAAGAUGCAUGAAAACAUACUUAUAUUUUCUAUGUUACAUAAAUAAAAUGAACAGCAGUAGUCCCAGAUGGA